Messenger RNA from Tupaia belangeri chinensis (Chinese tree shrew), 670 nucleotides. RefSeq lists its product as uncharacterized. The record is from RefSeq and is a predicted model, not a curated record. The transcript is spliced from 2 exons. Lineage: Eukaryota; Metazoa; Chordata; Mammalia; Scandentia; Tupaiidae. Bases 43 to 666 code for a protein of 207 amino acids.
UCUGGCUGUCUCGAUGGCUUCCUGCCUACCUCUCCUCUGUCCAUGUCCCUGCCCCUUCCCACUCACGACACGUCAGCAGUGGCCGUGCAGAACAGAUGCUAUCGUGUCAUUCCAAAGCUCUACUUCCCUUUAAAAAGGAUGCAUGUUUUCACGUGGUGGCUCCUGCCCCAGAAAGCCAAGUCCGAAACGACCGUGGCACUGGAAGCCGUUCACCGGGCCAUCGUCCUCCCCUCCCCUCCCAACUCCAGCCACGCUCACAAGCUGCACCCCAGCCCCUUUCCAGCCUGCACUCAGCACUCGGCGAGUCCCGCAGGCUACCCUGGCCCCUCCGGUCAGAGCCACUUCUGCGCCUGGCAGCCAGCACGGCUGGACCCGGCACCACACUCAUACAGCUUCGCCAGACCGAAGAGAGCAGAGAGGUUAAAUUAUAGCUCAGUCAUCCGCGAUGACAAGCGGCCUCUGACAAGCUCCUCCUGGCCCCGGCCCCGGCCCUGGCCCCAGGGGAGUGUGGCCUGCCGCUGGCGCUGGCGGUGCGGUCUCGGACUUCCCUGGGAUCGCUGCACUUGCAGUUUAUUGAAGUCACAUCCACAGCCCAUCUCCCCCGUUCUGACUCACCUUGGGGCCUCGCUGCCCAGCUCCAGGCCGGAAGUGAAACAGGUAGGUUAAUCUG